Messenger RNA from Scomber scombrus (Atlantic mackerel), 1352 nucleotides. RefSeq lists its product as uncharacterized. The transcript has a single exon. The record is from RefSeq and is a predicted model, not a curated record. Gene Ontology annotation, molecular function: zinc ion binding. Lineage: Eukaryota; Metazoa; Chordata; Actinopteri; Scombriformes; Scombridae. The coding region runs from base 1 to 1308 and encodes 435 amino acids. Gene Ontology annotation, cellular component: nucleus.
AUGCUGGACGUGGUGAAGAUGAAGGAGGCGUGCAGGAUCUGCGCCCGCGAGCUCUGCGGGAACCAACGCCGAUGGAUCUUCCACCCGGCCGCCAAACUCAACCUGCAGGUGCUGCUGUCUCACGCCGUCGGCCGCGAGCUAAGCCGGGAUGGCCGCGGCGAGUUCGCGUGCUCAAAGUGCGCCUUCAUGCUGGACCGGAUGUACCGCUUCGACACGGUGAUCGCCCGGGUGGAGGCGCUGUCUCUGGAGCGCCUGCACAAGCUGCUGCUGGAGAAAGACCGGCUGCGGCAGUGCAUCGGGGGGAUGUACCGGAAGAACAACGCCGAGGACGAAGGCGUGGCACCGGCCGGCUCCUGCGUAGCGGUCGUCGUCGCCGCGGUGGAGGCGGCGCCUGAAGACUCUCCGAUAGUGGAUCUAUCAGACCUGCAGGAAGUGAGAUACUCAGAUAUGGUGCAGGAUGAUCUGGUGUACUCUGUGUAUGAGUCCUGGGCUGAUAAAGAAGAUCCAGCCUUGGAUCAACAACACCAUCACGUCCAUCAAUGCACCGGAGCGGACCCCAUCCCGGGUCAGAAGCCGCGGCGCUGCAGAGGAUGCGCGGCGCUCCGAGUGGCAGAUUCCGACUACGAAGCGGUGUGUAAGGUUCCUCGGAGGGUCGGACAAAGGAGCACAUCCUGCGGCCCGUCGACACGCUACUCAACAGGAGCUCCGGGGCAAGAAGACGCCACCAGAACCGAAUCAGAAGCUAUCUCCUCCAUCCCGUUUGAGUCCGCUUCCGUCGAACUGGACGCCGAUAAAACCACGUGUGACAGAACCAGUCUGAGCCCGGCAUCGUCCGCGGACUCUCUGCACACCGCCGUGGACGUGAGCUCACAGCAGCCGCACCACAAAGACAGAGAGGAGACGGAGCCGGAGAAAGAACCAGAGGAGGCUGCAGAGAGGAGGGAUGUAACCCAAGAUGAGAGCUCCGUUUCUGGGCUGGAGGUGAUGCUGAGCCUCCUGAAGGGAUGGGAGUACCGGCCGGUGAAGCCUCGCAGGGGCAGCAAGCUCCCGGUUCUGGUUAAAGCCAAAUUGGAGCAGAGCCUGUCGUUGACCCUGCCCGUCCCGCUGAGGGGGUCGUGCGGGGGGGCGGGGGCGGAGUGCGAGCUGUACCCCCACCAGCGUGUGCCGGAGGUCGUGACUCCGUGUCCUCAGCAGGAUUUGCAGGCGGAGCUGGAGGAGAUGGAGCAGCAGUGGUUGGAUGAUUAUGUUCAGUGCGGGCCGUUCCGCUUUCAGCAGGUAGAGCGGAGGAUGACCUUUGACCUUAAAUGAUAGGUUUUUAAAAUUAGGCAGGACAAUUAAAAACAUUGGCCUCA